AUGGCCAACUUUCUGUCGCUACGGCUUCGUGUCAUUCUUUUUCUUUGCUUCUUGUCAGUCUCUACGGUCUCUUGUUUCAAAUUCGAUAACACCGCAAUCCACCUACAUCAGGGGUUUAAACGUGGCACCAAUCUCAAUUACGGCGGCGAUGUAGGCACGCAGCCUCAGCCCAGCCAGGCAAAGCCUCUAUUCCGACGACAGCCCAGGAAACGGUCUCCUGUACCCCGCUACCCAGAACCUGUCAUCCCAUCGCGCAAAGACGAUGACGCAUGGUCGGUCAGGGUGGAGGAGCCGGACAUGCUGUACAUGAAUCUGGGUCCCGCUUUUGAUCUCUCCAACUGCGUGUUCUGUCCGACUCAGAACGACGGAACUGCCCUCGACGAAACGGAUUCGGAGGCUAUUCUCAAACACAUGACUGCCCAGACCUUCCUUCGAUAUAUCAAAGGAGACAAGGCAGCUCUUACCGAUACGUGUGUCUUCUAUUCCAAAGGCGUCACUACUGCUGGAGCAGCUACUGGUUUGUCCGUUGCUGCCACCGAAUGGGCGUGCGGAGAGUCUCAGAAGGACCGGUACACAAUCUGGAAUCUGUUCCCAAACAGCCUUGAUGCAUCUAGCCACGCGGGCGUCCGGGACUUUUACGCCAUGUUUACGCCCGGAAGCUGGCUGGAUCCUGUCAGGAAAAAGCAAGAAGAAUUCGAGGCGACGAAACCUCCCGGAAUAGUGCCGCCGAGCAUCAGGUAUUUCCAGCAAAUGUCGCAGUCCAUGGCUGAAGCAUGCUACGGAGACAUCAUCAUCAUGACGGAGACGCCGUCCGAGCUUGCCCUCUACGAGCCAGGUAAGAAGUACCAGGACGCACGCUUCAACAACAUCUUCUGGUCUCACGAGCGGCCCGUCCUCCAGCGAAAGGUGAGGGCGGGAGAGGCAAAGCUCUAUGCACUGGACUCCAACACCAAAGAAGCCUGGGAAGUUACAAACAUCAACACGUUCGAGCUUGGCCCUUCAAGAAAGUUUAGACGAGAUCUGGAAUCGGGUAACGAGACGUCUGAUGUCGUUGGACGGUCAAGAUUACAGGCCCGGGCCAACAUGUGCCAGAGCAACGGAAUCGCUUCUCAGGGAUUUGGCCAGGACUGGUUUGGAUCCUACGGAAGCAAUGGGUGGUAG
Messenger RNA from Colletotrichum destructivum, 1161 nucleotides. RefSeq lists its product as uncharacterized. The transcript is spliced from 2 exons. NCBI's taxonomy places the organism in Eukaryota, Fungi, Ascomycota, Sordariomycetes, Glomerellales, Glomerellaceae. The record is from RefSeq and is a predicted model, not a curated record. Bases 1 to 1161 code for a protein of 386 amino acids.